Capsicum annuum is the source of this 1416-nucleotide messenger RNA. RefSeq lists its product as uncharacterized. The record is from RefSeq and is a predicted model, not a curated record. Bases 146 to 796 code for a protein of 216 amino acids. Lineage: Eukaryota; Viridiplantae; Streptophyta; Magnoliopsida; Solanales; Solanaceae. The transcript is spliced from 2 exons.
AUUUUUGAAAAUCCCAAACGAGUUUUAAAUAACAAAGUAUAUUCAGAAAUUAGGAGUAAUAUAGUAAUAUUUUGUAAAACCCUCCUAAAAUCUGGACAGUUCUCCACCGUCCGGCGAAUCGUCGACCAUCACUCCGGUGGUUCCAAUGCGGAGCACCAUCGUAACUCCUUCAAUAUUCCUUCUCUUCCUCCUCCUCCUCCUCUCUAACCCACUACCUUCUUCCUCCUUUUCCUUCCCCUUUUCCAACUACCAUACCCUCUUCUCUCUCUCCCACUCCCUCUUCUCCCGCAUCGCCAAUCUCCGUGAAUCUCGGGGAGACUACAAAGGCGCUGAUAGAGCUCGAUCCAUUGCUAGGAAACUGGAGAAUUGUUUGGGUAUUGGGUUUUGGAAAGUAAUGUGGAAUGUUGGUUGGGAUUAUGCUAGGAAUUAUGCGUGGAGAGAUGCUACGUUGUCGUUUGAGAUGUUUGGUGCUUUGUCUGAGUUGAAUGAGAUUCUGCGUGGUCUUAGUGAAUUUACGAGUGUUGGUUCGGAUAGCGAAAGGGUUAGUUGGAUGAAGCGGAAUUAUGAUAAUCUUUUCAGAGUUUCGAAAUCUCUUUUUGGUAGAUUUCGGAAGGUGUUUCGACAACCUGGUCCGCUGAAGGAAGCCCUAGAGACACUUCAGAAGGAAAUAUUAGAAGGUGAUUUGCUUAAGGACUGCCUUGAAUUGGGUUCUGCUGAUUUGAAGGGCUUGAUCACGAUUUUCAAGGAUAUUUCUUCAAAAUAUACCUCUGCUUUCUCUAGCCGGGCAGACCUGUGACUGAGUGAAGUUGAAACCAAGGUAUUAUGGUUAACUCAAGUUUUGUUGUUCUCCAGUGCAGUACUAACACAAGUGUAAAAGCUCAAUGUGAAGAAGCUGAACUUUUUGUUUUCAGGCUUGUAUUUUACUUAACUUGUGACGAGCCAAAACUAUCAUCUGAAUAUUUUUGAUAGUAUAAAAGUUGCUGAUUUUGUUCAACAAAAAAAAAAGGCUUUCUGAAAGGAACUCAAAGAAAUCUUCUUUAUAAUUAGUGUGAUAGUACUCAUAUAAUAGAAGACUAGAAGCUGCCUGACGUGGGCUGUAAAAGUAUAUUCAGGCUGUAGCUAUAGCAGUCAGUUUGGUCCCUUGUGCAGUCCUCUCGGACCUUGAUGUAAAUUCUAGUAAAUGUUAAUUCACAUAUUCGUAACAAAAAUGCUAUUUCCGUUGCAUUUGUCCAAAUUGAAGUAUCAGUUUCUUUUCCAGCCAGGACAAUCUGAAUUUUCCUUGCCUUAGACUUGGAGGAAAGUUCUUGUGUUGGAUAAUGCAGCGAUGUGCUUGUCCGAACAUUGUCAUGGUGACCUACUUUCAAAAGGUUUUUAUGUAGUGAAAGAAAAUGCAAAUUAAGGUUGUUUCUGCCUUCA